This is a messenger RNA of Anolis sagrei ordinatus, 548 nucleotides long. It is a transcript of the gene NDUFA5, whose product is annotated as NADH:ubiquinone oxidoreductase subunit A5. NCBI's taxonomy places the organism in Eukaryota, Metazoa, Chordata, Lepidosauria, Squamata, Anolidae. Gene Ontology annotation, biological process: respiratory electron transport chain. The record is from RefSeq and is a predicted model, not a curated record.
UGCGCAUGCGCACUCGGUUGCCCUUAGCCCUUGUCCUCUACUAGUACUCGCUCGUGUUGCUUUCCCUUUCCCUCUUGCGCAGGCGCAGCAGCUGCGUGUGAUGACGGAUGCUUGAGGUUGGCCGGCGUCAGUCCCAGGGAGAGUUGCUAUGGCUGGCCUCCUGAAGAAGACCACUGGACUUGUGGGACUAGCAGUUUCUGAAACUCCUCAUGAUCGCCUAAGGAUACUCUACACAAAAAUUCUUGCUGCUCUGGACACAAUCCCCAGAGAAGCAGCAUAUAGGAAAUAUACAGAGAAAAUUGUGAAUGAGCGGUUCGAUAUGGUGAAAGCAGAACCGAAUGUGGACAAAUUGGAAGAUAAAAUCAACUGUGGGCAGAUAGAAGAAGUGAUUUUGCAGGCUGAAAGUGAACUCACUUUAGCCAGGAAGAUGGCACAGUGGCGACCAUGGGAACCUUUGGUUGAAGAGCCUCCUGCUGAUCAGUGGAAAUGGCCAAUAUAGUGGGAACUAUUUGUAAAUAUUUCAAUAAAUGUAAUCUGUACCUCUUAAA